GGCGACAGCAGUUGGGUUGCUCGAGUGUGGCGCUGCUUCCGAGACGCGGGGAGCCGGGGAGGCGUGCGAGCUGGCGCGGGGGUGGCGGGGUGGCGGGGUGGGUGCGACAGCCGCGGAGCGCUGGGCAGAGGUCCGCAGAGUCGCAGCCCCCCGAAAGCCACCCUCGCUGGGCUCUGGGCUGGGGUAGAGCGGUGGCGAGGCGACAGCUCCGCGCACACCAGAGAGGAGGCGGCGGCGGCCCCAGCCAUGCUGUGCUAUGUGACGAGGCCAGACGCGGUGCUGAUGGAAGUGGAGGUGGAAGCGAAAGCGAACGGCGAGGACUGCCUCAACCAGGUGUGCAGGCGUCUGGGAAUUAUAGAAGUUGAUUAUUUUGGACUGCAAUUUACGGGUAGCAAAGGUGAAAACUUAUGGCUAAACCUGAGAAACCGAAUCUCCCAGCAGAUGGAUGGGCUAGCCCCUUACCGUCUUAAACUGAAAGUCAAGUUCUUCGUUGAACCUCAUCUCAUCUUGCAGGAGCAGACUAGGCAUAUCUUCUUCCUGCAUAUCAAGGAGGCCCUCCUGGCAGGCCACCUCCCAUGCUCCUCAGAGCAGGCUGUGGAACUCAGUGCCCUCCUGGCUCAGACCAAGUUUGGAGACUACAACCAGAACACCGCCAAGUAUAGCUUUGAGGAACUAUGUGCAAAGGAGCUCUCCAGUGCCACCUUAAACAGCAUUGUUGCAAAGCAUAAAGAACUGGAGGGAACCAGCCAGGCUUCAGCUGAAUACCAGGUUUUGCAGAUUGUGUCAGCAAUGGAGAACUAUGGCAUAGAAUGGCAUUCUGUGAGGGACAGUGAAGGACAGAAAUUGCUCAUUGGGGUUGGACCUGACGGCAUUUCAAUUUGUAAAGAAGACUUUAGUCCAAUGAAUAGGAUUGCUUACCCUGUGGUUCAGAUGGCCACUCAGUCAGGAAAGAAUGUGUACCUGACUGUCACCAAGGAGUCUGGAAACAGCAUCGUACUCUUAUUUAAGAUGAUCAGCACCAGAGCAGCCAGCGGGCUAUACCGAGCAAUAACAGAGACACAUGCUUUCUACAGAUGUGACACGGUGACCAGUGCUGUCAUGAUGCAGUAUAGCCGGGACUUGAAGGGUCACUUGGCAUCUCUGUUUCUGAAUGAAAAUAUUAACCUUGGCAAGAAGUAUGUCUUUGAUAUUAAACGAACCUCAAAAGAGGUCUAUGACCAUGCCAGGAGGGCUCUAUACAAUGCUGGUGUGGUAGACCUUGUUUCAACAAGCGAUCACAGCCCUCCAAACUCUCCCUUAAAGUCCACGGAGAAUGGCCUCAACUGCAACACCUGUGAGGGCCUCAGCUGCCAGCAGACCAGAGCCCUCCAGGAGAAACUGAGAAAGCUGAAGGAAGCCAUGCUGUGCAUGGUGUGCUGUGAGGAGGAGAUCAACUCGGCCUUCUGUCCCUGUGGCCACACCGUGUGCUGUGAGAGCUGUGCCACCCAACUCCAGUCAUGUCCUGUCUGCAGGUCGAGGGUAGAGCAUGUCCAGCACGUCUAUCUUCCAACCCACACCAGUCUUCUCAACCUAACUGUAAUCUGAUUCCUGCUGCGCACUUACUGGAUAUGCCAUGUUAGCGUGAACUACACUGUGGUAAAUGAUGAAGGUGAUAGAUUGUGGAGGAGACAAAUACUCCAACACCUAUCUGCCAUGCAGCAUUUAAUAAAACGAAAAAGACUACAACAACUUCUUGCAGCUGAAAUACACAGUCUGCGUAGAAUUGGCACCUCCAGUGGUGAGAACCUGGAAGAGUUCUAGGACACACACAUUCCUUGCACGUUCAUUCAUUUUUAUGAUCAAGUAAAGGAUUAAGGUAAAUCUUUAAUGUCAGUGAAGUGGCAACAUAGCCAAAAAUACUGGAUACUGUUUAGGGAAUGAUGUUGUAAAUCUCCUUAAAGUGUCUCAAAGUAAGUUUCCUACCUAUGGAAAAUUUUGUAAGGAAUAGUUUUAAGAAUUUACUUGGUUCUAUUUGUAUGGUCAUUGAGCUCCAAACAUUUUUAAUAGGAAAAAAGAAAGAACUUUCUUAAGGAACUAGUCAUCAUCUUAAUGUCAUUUCUGUUUUUAUAACAUGUUCAAGAAUGAUUGGAAGGCAAAAAACAUUUAAAAAUCAAUUUUGUGACUUUCAUGAAGUUGACAACAACGUUGUCAUAUUUAAAGCAGUCAAGCUAGUGGAAACAGAACUCAAUGUGGCAGCUUCCAGUUCUUUUUUUUCCUCCCUCCCCCUCCCCACAGGACUUUCAGUUAUAAAAUGCUACUGGUCUGGUUAUAAGAUUUCUGUGGAGUAGUCAAGCACUCCUUAUACCUCUCAAAUUGGUAGAAUAUUUUAUUUUGAGAUUGUAAAGAGACCAUGUGUUCCUUGGGGUGGGAGAACAGUGCUGAGAUGAAUAUUGUUCUGUAAGCUACGUGUGGUCAUUAGUUCUCCCACUCUAGCUUCACCCAAUGGGGUCGCUUUGCUUGAGCUAUCAAGCCUUCUAUAGCCUUAUCACAGGAAAAACUUUAUAGUAUAGUACUUUUUCCUUUAUUUUUUUUUCAUUAUUUUUUAUUUUUAGCUAAAUACUUAAGUAUUAACUUUUUGGUGUCUCCCUUCCAUAUAUUUUAGAAGGGAUUGAUUUUUGUUUCUCUUGCUUUGAUGUUUUCCACUCCCAGUUGGGCAUUUUGAUCGCUGGUCAGCUUGUGGGUAUUCUAGGCCAUCAGAAACCUAGAUAACCUUAUUGGGUGCAAUACUAGCUGUGUUAAAGCUAGAAAACGACACUGUCACUUUACUGAGAUUUCUGCGUAUACUUUUCAUAUUGCCUUAAUGUAGCAGUAAUGUGUUUAUGCAUUUGUUUCUUUGCACAGACAUUUUGUCAGAUAUUAAAACUCUACUUUUUUAUGGCACAUAUUAGCAUAUAAGCCUUUAUUCCAAGAGGUAUUUAUUUUUUCACUUGUAAAAAAAAGUUUCCACAUAAAGGAUAUACUAUAGGACUUCUGUCUUUUAUAUUCCAAAUAAUAAAGAAUUUAAAAAUAAA
Messenger RNA from Erinaceus europaeus (western European hedgehog), 3050 nucleotides. It is a transcript of the gene MYLIP, whose product is annotated as myosin regulatory light chain interacting protein. Bases 247 to 1584 code for a protein of 445 amino acids. Gene Ontology annotation, cellular component: cytoskeleton. Gene Ontology annotation, molecular function: ubiquitin-protein transferase activity; cytoskeletal protein binding. The record is from RefSeq and is a predicted model, not a curated record. NCBI's taxonomy places the organism in Eukaryota, Metazoa, Chordata, Mammalia, Eulipotyphla, Erinaceidae. The transcript is spliced from 7 exons. Gene Ontology annotation, biological process: ubiquitin-dependent protein catabolic process.